AUGGAAGAACUCUUUUCUCUUGCAAUAUCAAAGACAGAGGUAGGAGAAACAGACAUUAUUGAGAUACUUUCGAGUAUAAGAGAUCUUAUUUUCUCUGAAAAUGAAAUUCCGACUAAUAUCCAAUUCUCAAUUGAAGCAAAUACAACAAAUCUAUGGAAUAAAGCAGUUAACUUAUCACGAAAACUACAAAACCUUCCAGAAGAAAAGCAAAAUAUACUCAAGAACCAAGCAAUUCCGAAUAUUCGGUCACUUUGUGUUGACCUUUUCAUAAAAAUCUCCCCAAAUGACUACGACAAGAUAUUCAGAAGCGGAAUAUCAGUCAUGAUUUCGAUGUUCGAAGCCUGCCGCUAUGAAGAAGUUUCUAAAUACUUUGAAAUAUGCAAAAAAGUCGAACCAUACAUCAAUUUCGAGCUUUCACAUAACAUACAAUGCCUAGUACAAAUGUACAUUACUAAUUCCAAGUCGCUAAUUGCCAGUUGCGAUCCAGAUUCCGCAUUACAGUCGCUCAGAGACAUGACCAUGCGCUACCCAUUGGCCUCAUCCAGUUUCUCGUCAUACAUACUUCAGACGGCUAACUCUCUGAAGUCUGUCGAGUGGACCAGUUUCUGCAUCGACUUCUUUCGGCAGAACAAAGAGCUCUGCGACGCUUUUAUGUCCGAUGCUGCUAUUCUCCACUUCUCCAUCCUUUCAUCUGCAAACAGAGUCAGUGAAAUUGCAGAGUUCGAUGUCGACAAUAUUGAUAUAGAAAAUGACUCGAAAGAAUUCAUUUCUAUAGCUAAAAGCAUCUUCACAGGCAAUUUCGAUAUCGAUUCCGUCAGUUCAUACAAAAAUGAGCGAUUUCUCAGCAGAUUGGCCGAAAUCAUCUGUUUGUUCAUCGACAAGUUUGAUGAGAGAGUCGUGGAUCUGCUUGAUAGAGCAAGCCGCAGCGAUCCAUCGACGAGAAAGCAGAUAAUCAAGGUGGCGACGAAAGUUAACUCCCUCGAUCUGAUUCGCAGAGUCCAGUUUUCGGAAGAUGACUACCCAGUUAUCUGGAAUCACUGCAUCUCGCUCAAAACAGGCAGGAGCUUCGUCGACGCCGUGAAAUGGGCUGGUGAAAUGAUUGCAGAUAUCAAGAAAUGCUGCAAUCCGAACAAUGAAUGCCUCCUCCUCAAAGCGAUGAGGUUCCAAAGUCGCUGCUUCCUUGAGAUGGGCGAGGUCUCCCAGGCAGUGGACAUCUCCAGACAGUGCGUCUCCAUCAUGGGCAGCGACGAGAACAGGGUGGCUCUAAUCAAGGCACUGAUCAGGAGCGGCCAAUUGGAUGAGGCACGUAAUGCAGGAAACGAAAUUUCCAAAAGUGACAGCAUUACAAUUGUCAGCACUCUUUUUGCAAGGGAGAGCAUGUUCGAAGACUCAGCAAAGCUGGCGAUUAAAGCUAUGAGUGAUUCAUUGGAUGAGAAACUGUUCAAUGUUUUAGUUUACUGCCUCCAGAAACAAAACUCAAAAUCACUUGUAGAAAUCGCAUUGAACUCCCUCAAAAAAUAUCAGAAAUCUGACUUCCAGAAGAUUGAAAGCGACUUAAGGAGAGAAGUUGUAGUAUUAGUUAACAAUUUGCAUGUCACUUCAUCUUUAUCACUUUUAGUUGCUAUUCGAAUUGCAAAUCAUGAUGAGGAAGAAGACAUUUUGAUUCCUCAUUUAUUACGUCAAAUAGUAAGUGAAGGUAAGCAAAGUGAAUACUUAGACAUUCUUGAAGAAGAGAUUCCGAGAACAAAAAAGAUCAUUUCAACUCUCAAAAAAUUCUUCUUACAAAUUGAAUGUGAUGUCAAUUUGCAGUUGUUAUCAAAAAGUGACGUUUCAUUUUUGAUAAAAUUACUUGUCAGAUAUCCAUGUAAACUGACUCCUUAUGACAUCAAAGCAUUGGCAUCAUUGGGUAACUUAGAUGCGAACGAUUUGUGCCAAAUUGCCGUCAUUUCUUUCCACCAGAGACUUACUCCAGGAGAACUGAGAGAGAUACUCGAGUCUUUACUUCCCUCCGCAGAAAUCGAUGAAAGCACAUCUGAGUUUAUUUGCUGCAGCAUGUGGAACUUUGGAAGAGAAAUGAUCGGAAUUUCUGAUGAAUCGGACUGGUUUUUGGCUACAGCAGUUGGAAUCUCGCAAAGACACCAAAGUUUAUAUCUCGUAAGAGAUCAAAUCGCUUCAGUUUAUGAAGAAUUUGUAUCGAGAAAGUGA
Trichomonas vaginalis G3 is the source of this 2205-nucleotide messenger RNA. RefSeq lists its product as uncharacterized. Lineage: Eukaryota; Parabasalia; Trichomonadida; Trichomonadidae. The record is from RefSeq and is a predicted model, not a curated record. Bases 1 to 2205 code for a protein of 734 amino acids. The transcript has a single exon.